Molecule: messenger RNA, 1898 nt
Organism: Cicer arietinum (chickpea)
Lineage: Eukaryota; Viridiplantae; Streptophyta; Magnoliopsida; Fabales; Fabaceae
Product: protein CLT3, chloroplastic
Source: RefSeq, a predicted model, not a curated record
UGAUAUUCUAAAUAUGAUCAGAAGUAUCAUUGUGAUGUGAUGUGAUGUAUCAAAUAAUCAUAGUGAAAGUGGGAUCCGUUGGGUGGCAGAGUCACGUUGACGCAUACACACUUCUAUUUCUUUUAACAAUUAUUAAUUAAUAAAUAAUUCAAUUUCUUGAUUUUCAUUUCGCUGAUCAUCAUUCACAAUUCGCAUCAGAAUCAUCUUUACAAUCUUGUAGACUUUACUGUUUAAAUUUCCAAUUAUGAAAUCAUUCUGCUGGCGGUUGCCCGACGCCGCCGCUCUUUCAUUAACCGCUGAUGUUCAGUUACGGCGGCCGGAGGUGGCCGCCGGAAUUUGCGGGAUCAGAUAUGGUUAUUCUCCUCGGCGGAUGAGGCUGUUGAGAAUGCGGUUGACGGUGGUUGGGAUCGCCGGCGACGGCAACGUACGGCGGAGCAAGAAGAAGGUGGGACCAUGCUAUUACGCGGUGGAGGAUGGGAGUGUCAGGAAUGAUGAUGUGGCAGAAAGAAGUGGGAAUAAAGCGGCGGAGGUGGCGGUGGCAGCCGCAGCUACGGUGGUGAUGGGUGUCGGAAACAGAGUUCUUUAUAAGUUGGCUUUGGUUCCUUUGAAACAUUAUCCUUUCUUUCUUGCACAGCUUUCCACUUUCGGAUAUGUGAUUGUGUACUUUGGCAUUAUGUAUAUCCGGCACCAUGCUGGCAUUGUUACUGAUGAGAUGUUAAGUGUUCCAAAGACUCCAUUUGUUGUUAUUGGUCUUUUGGAGGCUCUUGCUGCUGCCACUGGAAUGGCUGCAGGAGCAAUUCUCUCUGGAGCUUCCAUUCCAAUUUUGUCUCAGACUUUUCUAGUGUGGCAAAUUCUCCUGUCAAUUAUUUUUCUUGGGAGAAGAUAUAAACUCAACCAAUUACUUGGAUGCUUUCUUGUCACUAUGGGUGUAGUUGUUACUGUAACAAGUGGAGCUGAUGCUGGAAAUUUAUUGAAGGAUGGUGGUUUAUUUUGGAGUCUUUUGAUGAUAGUUUCAUUUUUACUCCAAGCAGCUGGUACCGUGUUGAAGGAGGUAAUCUUUUUGGAUGCAACCACAAAACUGAAGGGAGGUUCUGUUGACCUGUUUGUUGUAAACUCAUAUGGAUCUGCAUUCCAAGCACUAUUCAUAUGCCUUCUUCUCCCUUUCUUGUCAAAAUUAUGGGGUGUCCCCUUCAGUCAACUACCAAAGUACCUCAAAGAUGGUGCAGCUUGCUUCCUAAAUGUUGGUACACUAUCAAGUGGAUGUGAUGGUGCACCCAUGCUUCCAUUGCUGUUUAUUAUUGUAAACAUUGGUUUCAAUGUUGCAUUGCUUCACCUCCUCAAGAUCUCUUCAGCUGUUGUAUCUUGUCUUGCUUCCACAUUUUCAGUCCCAAUAUCCGUCUAUGUGUUCACACUGCCAUUGCCAUACCUUGGUGUUGCCUCCUCUCUUCCAACAGGGUUUGUGGCAGGGGCCAUCAUUCUUAUUACUGGUUCACUCAUUUAUGGUUGGACCCCUUCAAAUGGCUCCUCAAGUGCUUCCUUCUCAUAGGCUUCCAUAGAGAGAGGCUAAGAUGAGUUGAGUUUUCAUUGUAGAAGUCUCUAACAUUAAGUAACAAUUUCAAGCUCACUUUUCAAUGAUGGCUAUAUGAAGGAGAAAGGAAAAUGUUGUUGUAUAUAUAGUAUGCUUAAUCAAUGAAUUGCUAGUAGGAAUUCUUGAUGAACUUAAGCUCAAGUGAUAAAGGAAGGGUAGGUAGGGAUAGAAAAGUUAUUCCUAUCCAAUUUUUGUGUAAGCUGAGAAAAUAAAUAAAUGGAGAAUAAAAAAGUCAAUUUGUUGACUAAGGACUUACAGUUAAUAAGUUUGUAUAUAUUUUCGUCUUUUAAUUCUAUGGUUGUUACAGAAA